Messenger RNA from Helicoverpa zea (corn earworm), 1612 nucleotides. RefSeq names its product zinc finger protein 888-like. The record is from RefSeq and is a predicted model, not a curated record. The coding region runs from base 1 to 1401 and encodes 466 amino acids. Gene Ontology annotation, cellular component: nucleus. Gene Ontology annotation, biological process: regulation of transcription by RNA polymerase II. The transcript has a single exon. NCBI's taxonomy places the organism in Eukaryota, Metazoa, Arthropoda, Insecta, Lepidoptera, Noctuidae. Gene Ontology annotation, molecular function: RNA polymerase II cis-regulatory region sequence-specific DNA binding; DNA-binding transcription factor activity; zinc ion binding.
AUGAAGACCAAUUUAUGCAGGUUGUGUUGUCAAAUUGAAGGCACAGUUUGCAUUUUCAAUAGCGAAGUGAGUUCAAAAAUAAUAUAUUGUUGUCCAAAUAUAAAGAUUAAAGAUGAUGAUGGACUUCCAUCAAAUAUUUGUGAUAACUGCAAUGACGACUUGGCUGCCUGCUAUCAAUUUAUUCUUAAAUGCGAAGCAUCGGACAAGAAAUUGCAUUCUCAAUGUUUGGCUUUGAAGGUGAUAUCCCAAGUUAUAGCAGACCUUAACGUCUGCGAACCUAAGCUGGAAGUGAAGACUGAAGCCUGCGACAGUUACGAUGAACAGUUUUACACAGAAGACGCCGAUAUACCACUUGAACAAAUUAAGCAAGAGCAAUUGCAAACUGAUGAACCUAAAAUAAUCUCCCGGAAACGUAAAACCUACACAUCAAGAUCAAAAUGCAAGGGAGUGCAGGCAUAUCCAUGUGCAGACUGUGGCCGAGAAUUUGCAUAUCCUUCAACAUAUAAGGUGCACAUGAGAUCCCAUACUGAUGAGAAGCCACAUCCUUGUCCCACUUGUGAUAAGAGAUACAAGGACACCAGCGCACUGAAACGGCACAUAGAUAAUGCUCACUCUCAUGUACAAAAGAGGAGAGAUUUUGUUUGUGAACACUGUGGCAAAGCCUUCUUUGCAAAAAAAGAUGUAAUAAUUCAUAUGCGCACACACACUGGAGAAACACCAUACAAAUGUUCUAUCUGUGGUGCUAAGUUCACACAAAUCAGUGGAUUACAAAGACACAAAAAAAGGCACUCUGGUGAGAAGAACCAUCUGUGCACAGCUUGUCCUAAGACUUUUUGUACCAAAGAAGAACUAAAGAAUCACCAGAUAGUGCAUAGCAAUGUGAAAAGAUACACUUGCUCUGUGUGUAACUCACAGUUCAAAUACAAAAAUAAUUUAAGAAAACACAUGCAUCUGCACUCUGAAUCCACUAACUUUGUAUGUAGCUUUUGUGGACGUACCUUCAAACUGAAGGGGAACUUAAAGACCCACCUUGACUCCCAACACUCGGAGAAGUCCGGCUACUGCAAUGUUUGUAUAAAGCACGUCCCCAACAUGGAGAUGCACAUGUGGAGGCACACGGGGCAGCGUCCCAUCAAGUGUGAGCUCUGUGACAGCUGCUUCUUUGAACACAAGGCUUUGGCCAGACAUAUGAACUUCAAACAUACUAAAACUGAUAAAUAUAAGUGUGAAUUUGAAGGGUGCAACCUGUCAUACCCCUCUAAACCAAUGGUAGACUUCCAUUUUGCCAAAGUGCACUCUACCCACAUCCCAUUCCCUUGUGAUAGGUGCUCAAGGGGCUUCUAUAGGAAGAAUGAUCUUGCCAGACAUAAAAUAGGUACUCAUAAAGAGAGACUAAGUUAGCUGUAAACCACCAUGGCUUGUGAUAUUAUUGUGACCAAAAUUAUAGUUAAGUGCAUUUUGCAUUUUUGCCCACCAAAUAUUAUAAGAGUAGCAUGUAAGUUUUAGCUUUAAUCAAUUUUAUAACAAAACCAAAGAUGUUUUAAUUACAAUUCAUUUGUAUGUAGUAAGUACAUAAUGUGUGAAAGUUGAAUAUAAAUUUUAUUUGACUGUA